This is a messenger RNA of Salmo salar (Atlantic salmon), 909 nucleotides long. The record is from RefSeq and is a predicted model, not a curated record. NCBI's taxonomy places the organism in Eukaryota, Metazoa, Chordata, Actinopteri, Salmoniformes, Salmonidae.
AUGCAGGUCUCACAUGUACACACCUUACCUGAACACAACCACUCACAACACACCUUACCUGAACACACCUUACCUGAACACACCUUACCUGAACACAACCACUCACAACACACCUUACCUGAACACACCUUACCUGAACACACCUUACCUGAACACAACCACUCACAACACACCUUACCUGAACACAACCACACCUUACCUGAACACAACCACACCUUACCUGAACACAACCACACCUUACCUGAACACAACCACACCUUACCUGAACACAACCACACCUUACCUGAACACAAACACACCUUACCUGAACACAACCACACCUUACCUGAACACAACCACACCUUACCUGAACACAACCACACCUUACCUGAACACAACCACUCACAACACACCUUACCUGAACACACCUUACCUGAACACAACCACUCACAACACACCUUACCUGAACACAACCACACCUUACCUGAACACAACCACACCUUACCUGAACACAACCACACCUUACCUGAACACAACCACACCUUACCUGAACACAAACACACCUUACCUGAACACAACCACUCACAACACACCUUACCUGAACACACCUUACCUGAACACACCUUACCUGAACACAACCACUCACAACACACCUUACCUGAACACAACCACACCUUACCUGAACACAACCACACCUUACCUGAACACAAACACACCUUACCUGAACACAAACACACCUUACCUGAACACAACCACACCUUACCUGAACACAAACACACCUUACCUGAACACAAACACACCUUACCUGAACACAACCACUCACAAACACACACCUUACCUGAACAUAACCACUCACAAACACACACCUUACCUGAACACAACCACACCUUACCUGAACACAACCACUCACACAGCGUGGCUGUCUGUUGA